UGCUAGCAGCCCCGCGGCUCCCUCGGACCCGCGGGUGCAGCCACCGGGGGUGAGGCGCCUGGGGACCGCGAGCCGAGCGGCGGGGCCCCCCGAGCACCAUGCUGGACCCGUCCUCCAGCGAAGAGGAGUCGGACGAGGGGCUGGAAGAGGAGAGCCGCGAUGUGCUGGUGGCGGCCGGCGGCUCGCAGCGAGCUCCGCCGGCCCCGGCUCGAGAAGGGCGGCGGGACGCGCUGGGGCGCACAGGCGGCAGCGGCGCGGCCAGACCCGUGAGCCCGAGCCCCUCGGUGCUCAGCGAGGGGCGAGACGAGCCCGAACGGCAGCUGGACGACGAGCAGGAGCGGAGGAUCCGCUUGCAGCUCUAUGUCUUCGUCGUGAGGUGCAUCGCGUACCCCUUCAACGCCAAGCAGCCCACCGACAUGGCCCGGAGGCAGCAGAAGCUUAACAAACAACAAUUGCAGUUACUGAAAGAACGUUUCCAGGCCUUCCUCAAUGGGGAAACCCAAAUUGUAGCCGAUGAAGCAUUUUGCAAUGCCGUUCGGAGUUACUAUGAGGUUUUUCUAAAGAGUGACCGUGUGGCCAGAAUGGUUCAGAGUGGAGGGUGUUCUGCUAAUGACUUCAGAGAAGUGUUUAAAAAGAACAUAGAAAAGCGUGUGAGGAGUUUGCCAGAAAUAGACGGCUUGAGCAAAGAGACAGUAUUGAGCUCAUGGAUAGCCAAAUAUGAUGCCAUUUACAGGGGUGAAGAGGACUUGUGCAAACAGCCAAAUAGAAUGGCCCUAAGUGCUGUGUCUGAACUUAUCCUGAGCAAGGAACAACUCUAUGAAAUGUUUCAGCAGAUUCUGGGUAUUAAAAAACUAGAACACCAGCUUCUUUAUAAUGCAUGUCAGCUGGAUAAUGCAGAUGAACAAGCAGCCCAGAUCAGAAGGGAACUUGAUGGUCGCCUGCAGUUGGCAGAGAAAAUGGCAAAGAUUGUCAUAAUGGAAGUUCAAGGUUUGAAGUCAGUUGCUCCCAAUCGAAUUGUUUACUGUACAAUGGAAGUGGAAGGAGGAGAAAAACUGCAAACAGACCAGGCUGAAGCCUCAAGGCCACAAUGGGGAACACAAGGAGAUUUCACCACCACCCAUCCUCGGCCUGUGGUAAAAGUAAAACUCUUCACAGAAAGCACUGGGGUCCUGGCCCUUGAAGAUAAAGAGCUGGGAAGGGUGAUAUUAUACCCAACUUCUAAUAGCUCCAAGUCAGCUGAAUUACACCAAAUGAUAGUUCCAAAAAAUAGCCAGGACUCUGACUUAAAAAUCAAACUGGCAGUGCGAAUGGAUAAACCACCACAUAUGAAGCACAGUGGGUAUCUGUAUGCCCUUGGACAGAAGGUUUGGAAAAGAUGGAAAAAACGUUACUUUGUUCUUGUUCAGGUUAGCCAGUACACCUUUGCUAUGUGCAGUUACAGAGAAAAAAAGUCUGAACCACAAGAAUUAAUGCAGCUUGAAGGAUACACUGUGGACUAUACAGAUCCCCACCCAGGCCUUCGGGGUGGUCACAUGUUCUUCAAUGCUGUUAAAGAAGGAGAUACUGUAAUAUUUGCCAGUGAUGAUGAACAGGACAGAAUAUUGUGGGUUCAAGCCAUGUAUAGAGCCACAGGUCAAUCAUAUAAACCAAUUCCUGCAAUUCAGACUCAGAAGCUGAAUCCUAAAGGAGGAACUCUCCAGGCAGAUGCUCAGCUUUAUACAGAUCGUUUUCAGAAACAUGGUAUGGAUGAGUUUAUUUCUGCUGAUCCCUGCAAGCUUGACCACGCCUUCCUUUUUAGAAUACUCCAGAGGCAGACUUUGGAUCACAGACUGAACGAUUCCUAUUCUUGCUUAGGUUGGUUUAGCCCUGGCCAAGUCUUUGUGUUAGACGAGUACUGUGCCCGUUACGGUGUGAGAGGCUGUCACAGGCAUCUCUGCUACCUUACAGAACUGAUGGAACAGUCAGAAAAUGGUGCUGUCAUUGACCCUACCCUGCUCCAUUACAGCUUUGCAUUCUGUGCCUCUCAUGUGCACGGCAACAGGCCUGAUGGAAUCGGAACUGUUUCAGUGGAAGAAAAAGAGAGAUUUGAGGAGAUAAAAGAGAGACUCUCUUCCCUUUUAGAAAAUCAGAUAAGCCAUUUCAGAUAUUGUUUUCCCUUUGGACGACCUGAAGGUGCUCUAAAAGCUACACUUUCAUUACUCGAAAGGGUUUUAAUGAAAGAUAUUGCCACUCCCAUACCAGCAGAAGAGGUGAAGAAAGUGGUCAGAAAAUGUCUUGAGAAAGCUGCCUUGAUCAAUUACACUAGACUCACAGAAUAUGCCAAAAUAGAAGAGACCAUGAACCAAGCAACUCCUGCUAGAAAGCUGGAAGAGGUUCUUCAUCUAGCAGAGCUCUGCAUAGAAGUCUUACAGCAGAAUGAAGAGCAUCACUCAGAGGCAUUUGCCUGGUGGCCUGAUUUACUGGCUGAACAUGCAGAGAAAUUUUGGUCUUUAUUCACAGUGGAUAUGGAUACUGCACUGGAGGCUCAACCACAAGACUCUUGGGAUAGUUUUCCUCUUUUCCAACUGCUUAAUAAUUUCCUCAGAAAUGACACACUUUUGUGUAAUGGAAAAUUUCACAAACACUUGCAAGAAAUCUUUGUGCCCUUGGUUGUCCGCUACGUCGAUCUCAUGGAGUCUUCCAUCGCCCAGUCAAUUCACAGAGGUUUUGAGCAAGAGACAUGGCAACCUGUCAACAAUGGCUCAGCAACAUCAGAAGACCUUUUUUGGAAACUUGAUGCACUGCAAAUGUUUGUCUUUGAUCUACACUGGCCAGAACAAGAAUUUGCCCACCACUUAGAGCAAAGACUUAAACUAAUGGCCAGUGAUAUGAUAGAGGCCUGUGUCAAAAGAACAAGAACUGCAUUUGAACUCAAGCUGCAAAAGGCAAGCAAAACAACUGACUUGCGCAUUCCGGCUUCCGUGUGCACAAUGUUUAAUGUAUUAGUCGAUGCCAAAAAGCAAAGCACUAAACUCUGCGCCCUGGAUGGAGGACAAGAGUUUGGUAGUCAGUGGCAACAGUACCAUUCAAAAAUAGAUGAUCUGAUCGACAACACUGUAAAAGAAAUCAUUUCACUACUAGUUUCAAAGUUUGUUUCAGUGUUGGAAGGCGUCUUGUCUAAGCUGUCCAGGUAUGAUGAAGGCACUUUCUUUUCAUCCAUUCUGUCAUUCACUGUGAAAGCAGCUGCAAAAUAUGUUGAUGUUCCAAAACCAGGAAUGGAUCUGGCAGACACUUAUAUUAUGUUUGUUCGACAAAACCAGGAUAUUCUUCGAGAAAAGGUCAAUGAGGAAAUGUAUAUAGAAAAGUUGUUUGAUCAAUGGUACAGCAAUUCCAUGAAAGUCAUUUGCCUGUGGUUGGCUGAUAGAUUAGACCUCCAGCUUCAUAUUUACCAACUGAAGACGCUCAUCAAGAUUGUGAAGAAAACCUACAGGGACUUCCGAUUGCAGGGUGUGUUGGAAGGAACACUGAACAGUAAGACAUAUGAUACUCUGCACAGACGCUUAACAGUAGAAGAGGCCACAGCCUCUGUUUCAGAAGGAGGAGGACUUCAGGGCAUUACUAUGAAAGAUAGUGAUGAAGAAGAAGAAGGCUGAUAACACACAGCUCUGGAGAAGAGAGGAGUUCCUUGACUGACAUUGUGUUUUUUGUAUUUUGUCCAUGUGAUUGCAUUUGUUGUCUUGACCAAAUAAAAAUGCUUGCAUUUCUUUAAAAA
This is a messenger RNA of Propithecus coquereli (Coquerel's sifaka), 3751 nucleotides long. It is a transcript of the gene CADPS2, whose product is annotated as Ca++-dependent secretion activator 2. Gene Ontology annotation, biological process: positive regulation of exocytosis; synaptic vesicle exocytosis; dense core granule exocytosis. The transcript has 27 exons. The record is from RefSeq and is a predicted model, not a curated record. Bases 99 to 3632 code for a protein of 1177 amino acids. Lineage: Eukaryota; Metazoa; Chordata; Mammalia; Primates; Indriidae. Gene Ontology annotation, cellular component: glutamatergic synapse.